This is a messenger RNA of Melitaea cinxia (Glanville fritillary), 1801 nucleotides long. It is a transcript of the gene Y-y, whose product is annotated as protein yellow. The record is from RefSeq and is a predicted model, not a curated record. Bases 1 to 1500 code for a protein of 499 amino acids. The transcript is spliced from 3 exons. Gene Ontology annotation, cellular component: extracellular region. Lineage: Eukaryota; Metazoa; Arthropoda; Insecta; Lepidoptera; Nymphalidae.
AUGGUGGGGAAACUCUUUUUACUUUUUGGGUUGGUAGCUGUCGUUUCAGCGACGGUGAAGCUCCAAGAAGUGUUUUCAUGGAACGUUUUGGAUUGGAACUAUCCAGACGAAUACCAAAAACAACAGGCACUUCAAAGUGGUGCCCUUAUCAGAGAAAACGCUCUUCCGGUUGGUAUUGAAAGAUGGAGGAACAAGCUCUUCGUGAGUGUACCAAGGUGGUUCCCGGGUAUUCCCGCUACCUUGAACUACAUUCCUUUAGAUGGACCAUAUGAUCCUUCACCAAAAUUAACUCCUUAUCCUAGUUUCAAGGGCAACCAAUUAGGAGAUUGUGAAAACGGUCUAACUACAGUUUACAGAAUCAAAGCAGAUAAAUGUGACCGACUCUGGGUUUUGGACGUUGGUACUUAUGGAUACGAUCCUAACGUUACCAAUGUUUGCCCUUACGCUUUAAAUGUAUAUGAUUUGCACACUGAUCAACGUAUCAGAAGAUACGUUUUCCGUCCUGAAGACAUAGUACCUUCAACUUUUAUCGCAAACAUAGCUUUAGACGAAGGACGCACAUGCGAUGAUACUUUUGCCUAUUUUUCUGAUGAACUUGGAUAUGGUCUCAUCGCUUACUCAUGGGAACAAAAUAAAUCGUGGAGAUUCAGCCAUAGCUACUUUAUGCCCGACCCCUUAGUUGGAGAUUUUAACAUCGCUGGCCUUAAUUUCCAAUGGGGUGCCGAAGGUAUUUUUGGAAUAAGCGCUGGUCCGAUGGGUGCUGAUGGUUUUAGAACUCUUUACUUUAGUCCUAUAACCAGUUUUACUGAAUUCUCAGUUUCCACUAAAAUUUUAAGAGACGAAUCUAAAGUUAAAGGAUCUUACCAUGACUUUAACGUAGUUGGAAUUCGUGGACCCGAUACACACACCACAGCUAAAGUAAUGGACAGCACUGGCGUUCAACUUUUUGCUUUAAUUGAUCAAAAUGCUAUUGGUUGCUGGAACACUGAGUUGCCUUUAAAACCCCAAAAUGUUGGUGUCGUAGACAAGGAUGAUGUCGACCUUAUUUUUCCCUGUGACGUUAAAAUUGAUGACAACAGAAAUGUUUGGGUGAUAUCAGAUCGAAUGUCCACAUUUUUGGAAUCUCAAUUAAACUACGGUGAAAUAAACUUUAGAAUUUUCGUGGCGCCUUUUGAAAAACUUACCGAAGGAACUGUCUGUCAAAGUACUGCUUCUGCAGUUAAAGCACCGAAACUAUUCCCGAAUUAUGCUCCACAGACGCAAUUCUUUAAUCCACCUCACUUAGAAUCAGUUUCUCAAAUUCCAUCACACAUUUUCCUUCCAGCCACGUCUUCAAAAACCUUAACAUCGCCGUUUAAUUCAUUUUCUUCAAAAAGUGUAUUUCCUAAAGCGACAACAUCAUGGAAAAUAUCUAAGCAACCUUCCCAACCGUAUUACUUCUCAUCGUUGCAGUCACAUACCACAACCCCAAACCCAUGGUGGCUGCAGAAUAAUUACUAGAUACGGAUUUAGGUAAUUCUCAUCAUAGGAGAAAAUAACCUAAAUUAAUAUAAAUAAACACAAUAUGGUUUUGUUAUGUAUACGAUAAUUGAAAGAAUUGCUUUCAAGAAGAUACAUAUACUAUUAACAUCGAUAGCUUUUGUGUACCUUAAUUUUUGUAUAAGUGUUAUUAAAUUGAUCUAAUUUUAUUUAUAUGUAGUGUAUGGAUGGUGAUUUUGUUAUAAAGAUUAUUGUUGCUAGUAUUCAUUACGCAAUAUGAUUGUGUGAUUUUUUAUAUAAGAAAUAAAUGCGAAAAAUCGUG